Talaromyces stipitatus ATCC 10500 is the source of this 2110-nucleotide messenger RNA. Its product is annotated as kinesin, putative. Gene Ontology annotation, molecular function: protein binding. The transcript has 4 exons. The coding region runs from base 1 to 2064 and encodes 687 amino acids. Lineage: Eukaryota; Fungi; Ascomycota; Eurotiomycetes; Eurotiales; Trichocomaceae. The record is from RefSeq and is a predicted model, not a curated record.
AUGGACUACAAGCGGGCUAUAUCGCUGGAAAUGUCAACUACUAUUCCGCGGGCAAAGCGUCCCGAGACUCCACCCCGUCCAUUCCUAUCCAUCCCGUUCCUUCGCGAUCCAGAUUUUGUCGACCGUGGGACGAUCCUGGAUCAGCUCCACAGCCGAUGUGCUGCACCAGGGUCCCGGACCGCGCUGGUGGGUUUGGGUGGUGUCGGGAAGUCACAGCUUGCGAUUCAAUAUGCAUAUGAAGCCCACGAGCGAUCGUCUGAAACAUGGAUUUUCUGGAUUCAUGCCAGUAACGCCGCCCGGUUUGAACAGAGCUAUCGGGAGAUUGCAGACACGGCCAAGCUGUUUGGGCGACGGGAUCCCAAGGCCAACAUCUUCAAACUUGUGCACGACUGGCUGCGAGAUAGCAAGAAUGGAAAGUGGAUUCUCGUACUAGACAAUGUUGAUGAUGCUCAUUUCCUCCUCGACCGCCCUGAUAGUACUCAGGCUCAGGCCAGUCAUGAAAACGGCGGAGCGGAUCGCCCGCUGCGAGAGUAUCUUCCACAAAGCCCGAAUGGGUCUAUUCUGAUAACAUCACGAAGCAGGGAGGCAACAUUAAAGCUGGUGGACCAGCGCGAUGUCAUUGUAGUCGAGCCAAUGGACGAGGCGCACGCACGAGUACUAUUUGACAAGAAGCUGGGAAAGCAGGAUGAGAAGCAGGAUAAGGACCAGGAUAUUCCUGAACUUGCAGCAGCGUUGGAGUUUAUCCCGCUUGCUAUGGUCCAAGCCGCAGCAUAUAUUUCUGACCCAGAUCGCGGUUGUUCGGUACGACAGUACCUCAAUGAAUUUCAGAAAAACGAUCGCAAGAAGAUCCGUUUAUUGGACCACAAAGACGGCCAGUUUCGUCGAGACUGGGAAGCCAAGAAUUCGGUCCUCAUGACAUGGCAGAUCUCAUUUGACAGCAUACGCCAAAACCGACAAUCAGCAGCCGACUUACUAUCGCUCAUGAGUUUCUUCGACCGUCAAGGGAUUCCCAAGUCCCUUCUUCGAGAUCAUGGUAGACAGAGGAAUACAGAGCUAAAUGAGAGCGAUGAUGCAGACGAUAGUCAAUCUGAAUCUAGCAUAGUGGAUGAGUUCCAAGAUGAUAUCCUCAUACUGCGAAGAUACUCCUUGAUCUCAAUCAAUGUGGACCGAACGACCUUCAACAUGCACAGCCUAGUGCAGCUAGCAACACGGAGAUGGCUAGAAGUGAAUGGCGAGCUGGAGAAAUGGAAGGGACAGUAUGUCCAGAACCUAAAUGCGCAAUUUCCCAUGGGAGAGUAUGAGAAUUGGGCACAGUGUCAGGUUCUUUUCCCGCAUGUAAAGUCAGCGGCCCUCCAGCGGCCACAGAAACGAGACUCAUUACUAGAGUGGGCUACAGUGUUGUAUAAGGCCGCGUGGUAUGACUGGCUAAAAGGCAAUGGGGCUAAGGGUGAGCAGCUGUCAGUUAAGUCGAUGAAAGCUCGGAAGAAACUCCUAGGUCUAGAACAUGAAGAAACGCUGGCUAGUAUGCAAAUGGUGGGAUCAAUAUACUUGAUUAAGGGUCGAUGGAAUGAGGCGGAAGAGCUGUUUGUGCAGCAUGAACAACCUGGCGUUAACAUACAGGGAUCAAGGACGGUGGAAAGAGGCGGAAAAGCUGAACGUGCAGGUGAUGGAGAUAAGAGAGUGCUAGGUGCAGAGCAUCCUGACACACUGACCAGCAUGGCCAACCUAGCGUCGACGUACAGGAAUCAAGGUCGAUGGAAAGAGGCGGAAGAGCUGUUAGUGCAGGUGAUGGAGACGAUGACGAGGGUGCUGGGUGUGGAGCAUCCCUACACGCUGUCCAGCAUGGCCAACCUCGCCUCCACUUUGAAAGAGCAAGGCCGCCGCGCGGAAGCCAUUGACUUACUGCGGAAUUGUGAACGGCUACGGAUGAAGAUUCUAGGCGUUGGCCAUCCUGAUACUCUAUCAAUCGCUGCGGCAUUGAUCAGUUGGCAGACUGAGAAAUUGGAGAUAGAUGUGUCAGCAGCCAAUGGUACUCACGGAUCGUGCACGCUUCGAGCUGUUUGAGCCUGUAUCUCUCUAGAACCGACUAAUGAAAGCCUAAGCCUGAGCC